Messenger RNA from Tupaia belangeri chinensis (Chinese tree shrew), 4208 nucleotides. It is a transcript of the gene GTF2I, whose product is annotated as general transcription factor IIi. The coding region runs from base 328 to 3057 and encodes 909 amino acids. NCBI's taxonomy places the organism in Eukaryota, Metazoa, Chordata, Mammalia, Scandentia, Tupaiidae. The record is from RefSeq and is a predicted model, not a curated record. Gene Ontology annotation, molecular function: DNA-binding transcription factor activity. Gene Ontology annotation, cellular component: nucleus. The transcript has 35 exons. Gene Ontology annotation, biological process: transcription by RNA polymerase II.
UCAUGGCCCAAGUAGCGAUGGCCACCCUGCCCGUGGAAGAUGAGGAGUCCUCAGAGAGCAGGAUGGUGGUGACAUUCCUCAUGUCUGCUCUCGAGUCCAUGGGUUGUCCAACUAAGAGUGUGGAUAGUGCAGCGAGAAUGCACCCUCAUUUGUCACAAGUGUAAAGAACUGGCCAAGUCCAAGGCAGAAGUGGCCUGCAUUGCAGUGUAUGAAACAGAUGUGUUUGUCGUCGGAACCGAGAGAGGACGUGCUUUUGUUAAUACCAGGAAGGAUUUUCAAAAAGACUUCGUAAAAUACUGUGUUGAAGAAGAAGAAAAGGCUGCAGAGAUGCAUAAGAUGAAAUCUACAACCCAGGCGAAUCGGAUGAGUGUCGAUGCUGUAGAAAUCGAAACUCUCAGAAAAACGGUUGAAGACUAUUUCUGCUUUUGCUAUGGGAAAGCUUUAGGCAAAUCCACAGUGGUACCCGUUCCAUAUGAGAAGAUGCUUCGAGACCAGUCAGCUGUGGUAGUGCAGGGGCUUCCUGAAGGAGUUGCCUUUAAACACCCUGAGAAUUAUGAUCUUGCAACCUUGAAAUGGAUUUUGGAGAACAAAGCAGGGAUUUCAUUUAUCAUUAAGAGACCUUUCCUAGAGCCAAAGAAACACCUAGGCGGUCGUGUGAUGGUCACAGAUGCUGAAAGGUCAAUACUGUCUCCAGGAGGAAGUUGUGGGUCCAUCAAAGUGAAAACUGAACCCACAGAAGAUUCUGGCAUUUCUCUGGAAAUGGCAGCUGUGACAGUAAAGGAAGAAUCAGAAGAUCCUGAUUACUAUCAGUAUAACAUUCAAGCAGGCCCUUCUGAAACUGAUGAUGUUGAUGAAAAACUUCCCCUUUCGAAGUCUUUGCAAGGAAGCCAUCAUUCUUCAGAGGGCAAUGAAGGAACAGAAGUGGAAGUACCAGCAGAAGAUUCUACUCAACAUGUCCCUUCAGAAACAAGUGAGGACCCUGAAGUUGAGGUGACUAUUGAAGAUGAUGAUUAUUCUCCACCCACCAAGAGACCAAAGAGCAAUGAACCGCCACAGCCACCAGUUCCAGAACCUGCCAACGCCGGAAAGCGAAAAGUGAGGGAGUUCAACUUUGAGAAAUGGAAUGCUCGCAUUACAGAUCUUCGUAAACAAGUUGAGGAGUUGUUUGAAAGAAAAUAUGCUCAAGCUAUAAAAGCCAAAGGUCCAGUGACGAUCCCAUACCCCCUUUUCCAGUCUCAUGUGGAAGAUCUCUAUGUAGAAGGACUUCCUGAAGGAAUUCCUUUUAGAAGGCCAUCCACUUACGGAAUUCCUCGCCUCGAGAGGAUACUACUUGCAAAGGAAAGGAUCCGAUUUGUGAUUAAGAAACAUGAACUUUUAAAUUCAACUCGUGAAGAUUUACAGCUUGAUAAGCCAGCUUCAGGAGUAAAGGAAGAAUGGUAUGCCAGGAUCACUAAAUUAAGAAAGAUGGUAGAUCAGCUUUUCUGCAAAAAGUUUGCGGAAGCCUUAGGGAGCACUGAAGCCAAGGCCGUACCAUACCAAAAAUUUGAAGCACAUCCUAAUGAUCUCUACGUGGAAGGACUACCAGAAAACAUUCCUUUUAGAAGUCCCUCGUGGUAUGGCAUCCCAAGGCUGGAAAAAAUCAUUCAAGUGGGCAAUCGGAUUAAGUUUGUUAUUAAAAGACCAGAACUUCUAACUCACAGUACAACUGAAGUUACUCAGCCAAGGACGAAUACACCAGUCAAAGAAGAUUGGAAUGUCCGCAUUACCAAGCUACGGAAACAAGUGGAAGAGAUUUUUAAUUUGAAAUUUGCUCAAGCUCUUGGACUCACGGAGGCGGUGAAAGUACCAUAUCCUGUGUUCGAAUCAAAUCCUGAGUUCCUUUAUGUAGAAGGCUUGCCAGAAGGAAUUCCUUUCCGAAGCCCCACGUGGUUUGGAAUUCCACGACUUGAAAGGAUUGUCCGUGGAAGUAAUAAGAUCAAGUUUGUUGUUAAAAAACCUGAACUAGUUGUUUCUUACUUACCUCCUGGAAUGGCUAGUAAAAUAAACACUAAAGCAUUGCAGUCCCCGAAAAGACCACGAAGCCCUGGAAGUAAUUCCAAGGUUCCUGAGAUUGAGGUCACUGUGGAAGGCCCUAAUAACAACAAUCCUCAAACCUCAGCUGUUCGGACUCCUACUCAGACUAACGGUUCUAAUGUUCCUUUCAAGCCUCGAGGGAGAGAGUUUUCCUUUGAGGCCUGGAAUGCCAAAAUCACAGACCUAAAACAGAAAGUUGAAAAUCUUUUCAAUGAGAAAUGUGGGGAAGCUCUGGGCCUUAAACAAGCUGUGAAGGUGCCAUUUGCAUUAUUUGAGUCUUUCCCAGAAGACUUUUACGUGGAAGGCUUACCCGAGGGUGUGCCAUUCCGAAGACCAUCUACUUUUGGCAUUCCAAGGCUGGAGAAGAUACUUAGAAACAAAGCCAAAAUUAAGUUCAUCAUUAAAAAGCCUGAAAUGUUUGAGACGGCAAUUAAGGAGAGCACCUCCUCUAAAAGCCCUCCAAGAAAAAUAAAUUCAUCGCCCAAUGUUAAUACUACUGCAUCAGGUGUUGAAGACCUUAACAUCAUUCAGGUGACAAUUCCAGAUGAUGAUAAUGAAAGACUGUCAAAAGUGGAAAAAGCUAGACAGCUAAGAGAACAAGUGAAUGACCUGUUCAGUCGAAAAUUUGGUGAAGCUAUUGGUAUGGGUUUUCCAGUGAAAGUUCCCUAUAGGAAAAUCACAAUCAAUCCUGGCUGCGUGGUGGUGGAUGGCAUGCCCCCUGGUGUAUCAUUCAAAGCCCCCAGUUACCUGGAAAUCAGCUCCAUGAGAAGGAUCCUAGAUUCUGCCGAGUUCAUCAAAUUCACGGUCAUCAGACCAUUUCCAGGACUUGUGAUUAAUAACCAGUUGGUUGAUCAGAGUGAGUCAGAAGGCCCAGUGAUACAAGAAUCGGCUGAGCCAAGCCAGGUGGAAGCUCCAGCAACAGAAGAAGUAAAGGAGACUGAUGGAAACUCUCAGAUCAAGCAAGAACCAGAUCCCACGUGGUAGACCUCUUCCCUCCGAGGCUUAAAGUAUCAGUGGUUGAGAAGAGCUUUUCGGACCUGUUACUGCCCCAAGCUGUGUAAUAUACUUGUAUAACAGAAAAACCUUCUAUACAAACCUUUUUUUCUACUUUUAGAUAGAAAUGUCUACUUUUUCAGCAGUUCUGUGAAUUGAAUUAAAGAGCAGAGUGACUGUAGAUUUGGAAUGGCUGGUUUACUUUGGAAUGUAUUAUAAGGAUUUUACAGCAAUGCUGGAAAAAUGACAGGGAAAAUGACAGGGAUGAAUCUCAUCAGAUUUUUUACAUAUUCAGCAGAGCCUUCAGCUAUGGUGUUUAUUUUCCAAUCAAGUGAAGAUAUCUCCUACUGGAACAUUUCAGCUUCUGCAGUGAAGAAAAUUCCUGUGUAGUUCAGUUCUUUAGUUUUUCUAUUUGAAAAAUCAUUUAAAUGAUCCUUUGUUCACAGUUCUCCUUAAUGACUGAGUGAACAAUUAGUAUCUGUAUAUUUGACUAAACCUUUUCCUAAGCUAUCUAUCAUGGUUCAUAUGUUUUUUAUCAUAAUUAAAAGAAAAACCGUCUGGAUCACCUAACGGUCAACAAGAGGUCAGUAUCUCAGCGUGUGGAUUAUAGACGAAACACAGAGAACCUCUUCCACUUUUGCUUUUUUGUCCAAAUAAAAUGCAUGGUAUACCAGAAGUCGAAGAGCAGGUAUGAGUAUUUGGGCAAGCUAGAUGACACUAAAGCCUCCGAUCAUGUUCACUUGUUGUGGCGUGGAAUUCUUUGGAACACCGUUCCAGCUGGGAUCAGGCUCAAGGGGUUGUCGUUGCCUUCGUCGUCUUCUGAUUCUACUUGUUCCAUUGAGGCACCCGUGUGGGGAGCUGGAGGGGUCAGUGAGCUGAGGACGCCCUCUGGUGGUCUGCGCCAGCUGUAGGAGAAUCUGCCUUGUGUUGAGAUUUCAGACAGUAAGAGUUGUAAAAUACCAGCUAUAUGAAAAGCUAGAGUAUGUGAUGGCAUAGAGUUUUCAUUAGCUUUAUCACAAUAUUCACAAUAGAGAAUUAUAUUACAUGGUAGCAGAAAUAGGCAUUUUUAUGUGUUGCUUAUAUUUUACCUCAAAUUAAAUUGUAGAUAUAGGGUAAUAAAUAAAAUCCAUCCAUGCCUUUCA